Messenger RNA from Leptosomus discolor (cuckoo roller), 930 nucleotides. The record is from RefSeq and is a predicted model, not a curated record. NCBI's taxonomy places the organism in Eukaryota, Metazoa, Chordata, Aves, Leptosomiformes, Leptosomidae.
AUGCUUGUUCUCUUGCUUUGCUGGGCUGAAAUCUGCCUGCUGCUGCACUGUAGAGGUUGCCAGCUGGAAGAGCCAAAAAUGGGUUUGAAGGAAGUAGUGAAAUCUGAUAGCGUUAUUGCAGCAGUCCUUGGAGGAGAGGCAAAUUUCUAUUGCAAUUUCUCGCUCUCGGUGGAUGUUUUGCAAGUCACUUGGCAGAAGAGAAAUGGGUCUUCCCUCCAGAACAUAGCCACCUACAGCCCAAACCACGGGCUGAGGCUGAUAGGGUCAUUUUGGAAGAAGGCACGUUUCACUAGAGUAACCCUGAAGGCCUCAGCUAUCACGCUCCAAAAUCUCACAUUUGAGGAUGAGUCCUAUUACAGAUGCAUUUUCAACGUGUUCCCUCACGGCUCUUUCAGCAAAGAUAUAUGCCUCAACAUCCAAACAAUUUCUGAGCUAACAGUGGAAUAUGAAUCCCACCUGCCCACCACGGGUCUCCUUACUGCAGUUUGCUCAGCAACAGGAAAGCCUGCCCCAAAAAUCACCUGGCUGGAUGACGGAGACCUGGAUGAGUCCCCUGAAAUACACCAUCUCCAAAACGCAGAUGGAACAGUAACUGUGGCAAACAGACUUACAUUCUCUCCCAGGCACCUCCGUGCCUUGGCCUGCCUCCUUGACCACCCACAGGGAAGGAAAAUGAAGACCGUUUACCUGGAAAAAGGAAGGGAAGGUAUUCAGAAGAGCACAAUUAUCAUGGCGGUCUUAAUAGCUGUGAUGUCCUUAACAAUCUUGAUAUAUUGCAUCAUGAAAACAGUCAACACAAAAAGGAAAAAACCAAAGAGACAUAGUACAUCCAGAACAUCUGAAAAGGAGAAAGGCUUACACCAAGACCUAAGCGAGAAAGCUGUGAGCCUGCACACAUCGAAGGACCAGCACCUUGCUUAUCAAAAUGAG